Phaeodactylum tricornutum CCAP 1055/1 is the source of this 1840-nucleotide messenger RNA. RefSeq lists its product with no specific name. The transcript is spliced from 4 exons. The record is from RefSeq and is a predicted model, not a curated record. Lineage: Eukaryota; Bacillariophyta; Bacillariophyceae; Surirellales; Neidiaceae. Bases 89 to 1840 code for a protein of 583 amino acids.
CAUUAGUAUUGUUCAGCUUCCGUGAGAUAGGACAAAACGCUUACUCUAAUCCACGGUUCUUUUGAUCUUGUAGGGACCAAAACCAAAGAUGCUAACAAACGCAGUGUAUGGUUCCGAAAACGACGACGAAGCGGGAGAAAGUGGAUCCUCGGCUCGACAGGGCGAACAAAGCCAGAGAGACUCAAGCGGACCCCAUGAUGAGAGCCACAUCGAACACAAGGAUGAGGGCAUGGCCUUCUUUCGACCUAUCAUUCAGCGUCAACGAUGGGGCGAUGAUCAAUUGCCGGCCCACACUGACUGGGGGAAUAUUUUCUUUGACUUGUUUUAUGUAGCAGCUGCUUACAACCUAGGAAGCUUACUGCGAGAGGAUCCAUCAAGAAGAGGGCUCCUUUACUUGACCGGCUGUUUUUUGCCGAUUUUGAAUCUCUGGAAUUACAAAAUGGGCUUCUUGGCCCGCUUCCGGAUCCCUCACGAUGUCUACCACCGUGUAUUCGAGGUGAUGUAUCUCAUCCCAUUAGCGACAGCCGUUACACACAUUCAUCACGUACCAAUUCUUUCGGAUCCGGAGCGCCAUCUCGAUAUGUUCGUGUUUUGCUGUAGUAUCACGCUCGCCGGUGCAAUGUACUUGAUCGUUUUGGUCGAAGUAAUGAUUUCGCAACGAAUGGGAGCAAAGGAACUCUACCCCGAAUCCUGGUACAUGGCCCAGAAAUUGAUUUGGAUUUCAGCCGUUCCCACACUACUGGCUUUGUGUGCGACGGUGUAUACUGGCAAGAUGUACUUUGAUAGUUCAAAGAAGCACGCAGUCUAUAACGCCUCGUCGGGGACCGGCGACUUCAAUGGUACCUCCAACGUAACUGGUGACGUUCCUCAUCUGCGCGAUUUGGCAUCGUCGGAAAGUCACGAAUACAAUGGGGGAGCCGAAGACGACGUCGCCAUCUGGCUUCUCAUUGGGAGCAGCUUUGCAAAUAUUGCAACCAUGGGGUUUAUAUUCCUUGGCAAUCGUUGGUGGAAGCCUAGCGUGCCAACUACAGAUUCUCAAAAGUACACUGUCCCUAUGAAUAUCGAAUUUUCCAUUCAUCGAUACGGCGAGUGGACAAUGUUGCUUCUAGGCGAAAGCAUUCUGUCGCUAUUGAUAGUGGAUCUUAGUGAAGGGGUUCAGUACUACGAGAUAUUCUUUUGCGGCGUGAUCACUGUUGUCUUUCUCGAGUAUUUACAUUUUCGGUCGCAGCCAUCAGAAGCAAAUGACCAUGCGCUCAGGCGAAGCGCUAGUAGUGCAAUGGUCUUUUUCAUGUUUAUGCAGGUAUAUUCUAUUGCACUCGUAGUUCUUGGUACUUCGUAUAAAAUGUUCCUCUAUGAAUCCGUUUACGCCGACGAAAGUGCUGGGACCAAAAGCCGGGCACUUUUGCCCAUGUUCGAACGUUUCCUUGCAGGAAAAUCGACGGCUUCCCGUUUCGAAACUGGUGAUCGGCAGCAGAGGAUUGCUCAUUUCUUCAGUGGGAGUCUCGCGUUGGUUUGGAUAUGUUUGGAUGCUAUGAGUAUUGCGCACCGUGGCGUAAAAUCAAAUCUACAUCGACUUGAAGGCAAGAGGGGAAAGAAAAUCGCACGUUUUUUGUUGUUGCUGCGUACGGUAUUGAUUGUGUUCAUCGGGACGCUAAGUCUUUAUGUCACGUCCCCUGUUUACCUCGCAUUUACUGGCCUUGGUGGCGUUGUCGCUCAGAUUCUACUCCGCUUCUUGGGUUCGGCUAUUUUUUCUGUAGACGAUGAAUUUCAUGAGGAAGAGACCAUCGAAAAAAUUGCGACCUAUGCCAACGCCAGGUUGACUGAAUCAGGCAGGGAAUAA